This is a messenger RNA of Sipha flava (yellow sugarcane aphid), 1880 nucleotides long. RefSeq names its product alpha-tocopherol transfer protein-like. The record is from RefSeq and is a predicted model, not a curated record. The transcript is spliced from 7 exons. Gene Ontology annotation, cellular component: membrane. NCBI's taxonomy places the organism in Eukaryota, Metazoa, Arthropoda, Insecta, Hemiptera, Aphididae. Gene Ontology annotation, molecular function: phosphatidylinositol bisphosphate binding. The coding region runs from base 265 to 1209 and encodes 314 amino acids.
GGAAAUCAGUCAGAUUCCUGUAGGAUCAGCGCAAUCAGUGCAGGUACUGCUCUUUCGAACACUACGAGUUAGUUGACCGUUCGUGUUUCACUCGCGUUUUUACGUUAUUUUUCAACUUCUCCGCAGUACGCCCGUCUCACGAAUACUUGUUCGUCGCCGACCGCUAACAAAUAACAAACGGUUUAACCACUCCAUCGUCCGACUCCGUUUGUCCGUUCGUCGUUUAAUGAUAAUAACGCUCUGUUCAUCCGAACCCGUCCGAUCAUGUUGAAGGCCAGCAGUAUGAGCAAACAGAUGAAGUCGAUGGACGACUGCGGUCGGUCCAUGUCCUUCAAGGCACUGAAGGCCGCGUUCUCGUUGGAUACGUCGCCGAUGAGCCAGGAAGCGGCUGCGAUUGCGGAACGCGAGCUCCGCGAGACUCCGGAACAGGUGCAAAAGUCAUUGGCCGAGCUUCGCCAGUUGCUCAAAGAAAACGAUACGUUGACGUACAAGGACACUGACGAGUAUUUGAUGAUAUUCCUGAGACCGAACAAAUUCUACGCCCAGAGCGCAUACGAUUUGAUGGUCCGCUUGGCUACGUUCAAGGCGAAAAAUCAAAAAAUUGUUGGCAACCCGUUGCCGACCGAGGAGAAGAAACUGUUCACCGACAACAGUGUCGUCAACGUGCUCGUAGACCGGGACCACAAGAACAGAAGAAUCUUGAUCUUGAGCAUGGGAUCGGCCUGGGACCCGAAGCGUAUGACCAGCGAGGAGCUGUUCAAAGUGCUCUAUAUGAUCCAAGUCGCUUCUCUGGUGGAAGAAGAGACUCAAGUGCGCGGCGUAGUCAUAAUCAUCGACUUCCACGGUCUUUCCACCAAACAGGUCAUGGCCAUGUCACCGUCGUUCGCCAUGACAUUACUUCUGUACAUUCAAGAAUCCAUGCCGUUACGCUUGAAGGAAGUGCACAUCGUCCGUCAGCCGUUCCUGUUCAACAUGGUGUGGCCAAUGUUCAAGCAGUUCGUGGGUGACAAGCUCAAGAACCGCUUGUUCUUCCACGGCACCAAGAUGUCGUCCCUGCACAAGCACUUGGACGUGAACACGCUGCCCGAGGACUACGGUGGCAAGAAGCCCAAGUUGAACUACUCGAGCGCCGACUGGUAUCCCGUGAUGAGUGACCUCCAGAAUCACAUCGCCGAUUGGAACACGUACGGGUUGAAGACGAAAAACUAACGCACGCGUCGAAAACACAGCUCAUUAAAUCCGUUCCGCACGAGUUUAUUUGGAGCUCAUCGAACAAUAAACGAUGGUAAUAGUAAUAUCACGCAAAUACGUAACCGAUUAUUCGAGUAUCGAUAGUUGCACGCACAUAAUACACUGUUCUGGAUUUAAUGAGUCUUUUAUUAUUUUUUUUAAUAGAACAAAUACAACAUAUUAUACUAUAUAAAAUCAAAUAUUACUAUUAUUGUUAUUGUUAUUAUUAUAAUUAUUAUUGUUGUACCGGUGUAAUUUCAGUGUAAGCCGUUUUAGGAAAACGACAAUUAUUGUUCCGACCCGUCGUAGCGCUCGAUGCGUUGUUCGUGUAAAACCCUAUGCUAACCACCCGAACACGCUGCGGUCGUAGUUAGCAAUAUUUAUCGUACAAAUAGCUAAAAACGAUUUCACGUACAGGUAAACAAUACGAACGGUUAGUCGUCGUUUGAUUGUAUCACUUGUAACAAACUUAUUCGGUUUUUACACGCGGCACGGUAGAACGAAAAUAUUAAAUUUAAUGAUUAGUCAUCAAAUUUACGGGAAAAUAUCACUUUCGGUUUUUAAAGAUAUUUGAAAUUGCGUCUCAACGUCUCGGUAUCGCCUAAAUGUUUUAUACCUAUUUAUUUUUUUUGUUUUAUUAUAUUAUUGUU